This is a messenger RNA of Raphanus sativus (radish), 728 nucleotides long. RefSeq lists its product as uncharacterized. The coding region runs from base 176 to 559 and encodes 127 amino acids. The record is from RefSeq and is a predicted model, not a curated record. Lineage: Eukaryota; Viridiplantae; Streptophyta; Magnoliopsida; Brassicales; Brassicaceae. The transcript is spliced from 2 exons.
CGACUUGACCUGGAAAUAAUCUCCGCCGAGAGAGAGAUUCCCACAGGGAGAUUCCCGCUCUUUCUUGUCGAUCGAGGCGCCAAAACCCAAAAAUCGAUCCGUCUUUUUAGAUUCCAUUUUCAAGAGGACGAUUCAAUUUCACCCGAGGCAACAAAAUCGAAUUGAAAGAGACACAAUGUUCGGGAGGUUGAGACCGCCGCCGUCGUCGCCGGACAGUCUAGAGAGAUAUCCGGCGAAGAUCAUCAAAGACGAUCCUCUCUCCGUCUACGAGUCAACACUGCUUAAGCUUAAGCAAGGCUCAAGACUUGACGCUGUUGCUCCGUCUUCAGAAUCGGAGAUUGAGAAUCCGUCUUUAUCUUCAGAUACACAGAGAGAAGCUCAUGAGGUGACUCUGUGCAAUGGCUCUGAUGAUGGAAUGGCUAUAGACUCGGGUUCUUGUGUAAAGAAGAAGAGUCCGUCAGUGCUUUCUAUGUUUUGCAGGUACAAGAGUCAAGCUCAGACACGAAACUUGUCUCUCGCUGUGGAUACCACUACGACAGAGACUGAGAGUGCUUUGUAGACUCAAGUUUAUUCAUGUAUAAAUGUUCUGUUUGUAAGGUGUCUAGAGAUACUAUGCAAUUAUAUAAUUGUUGGUUAAUUUUCUACACUUUGAUUUUAACCACCUAAAAAUUGUAAAAGACAGAAAGAAUCAUUGUCCCAGUCAAAUCUAGAAAACACUUGUUUUGUUC